Messenger RNA from Neoarthrinium moseri, 960 nucleotides. RefSeq lists its product as uncharacterized. Lineage: Eukaryota; Fungi; Ascomycota; Sordariomycetes; Amphisphaeriales; Apiosporaceae. The record is from RefSeq and is a predicted model, not a curated record. The coding region runs from base 1 to 960 and encodes 319 amino acids. The transcript has 4 exons.
AUGGGUUCUGAACUAGUCGGGGGCAUUGGGCUGGUGGGCUCCAUCCUUGGAAUCUGGCAGUUUGCCGCGGACAACAUACCAGACGUUGUCAAGUCUAAAUCUACUUAUCGGAUCCAGGUUGGUCUCGAUGACACCAAAGGCAGCGGAGACAAGAAGCUUUCGAACGCCGGCGGCAAUCUUGUGAUGAUCAAGACCUACAACAACAAUGGUGAACUCAUUGGGUCCGGUGGCGGCGGAAAGGUCAAAGACGGCGGUUAUGCCGAUUUCAGCGCUGAGCAGACAGGGACGCAACAGUCCAUCACGACCGAAUUCUAUGCUGGGGACGACGCCAUAUGCAUCGCCUACAUUAGCGCCACCAUGGAUGAAGGAAGCAAGUGGGGUUGGGUUGGGGACUGGGGUUAUACAUGUGGCCUCAACUGGUUCCCAAGUGGCUACAGACUGCAAAAUGAAGGUGGCGAUGAUGAUAAGGUUAUAUCCCCUCGAUGCACUUGGAUUGACAAGGACCACACACACGACUUCAAAGCAAGCAUUAUUGGCAUUACAUGGCCUGACUUUUACCACAAGUCUGGUGACGACAUUCCCAAGGGCAACGGCAAAAGCUCCUGCGGCAAAGGCUUCCGGGCCUGGGCCAACGAGGGAGACAAGCAGAUGCUGCCAGCCAAGAAGAAGAAGCGCGGCCCCAGGCUGUCCCAGCGCUCAGACGAUCGCCUCGUGAUCAGUUCCGGCUUAUCACACAACGCGACGGAGGUUUGCGAGUCUGAGACCAGCUGGGGCCCCGACUUUGUCUCCAAGGAGGAAGGCAUGCACUGCAACAUGGAAACCCAUGAGGUCACCCCCUUGUGCGGCAAUGGCGUCACCGAAGACUGCUUUGAUACCGACGGGAAUGGGGGGCCAGCAAUGGUACACCGCAACGGGAAACGAAGUCUCACCAAUCCAUCAAAGGUUAUUCGGUGGGAAUAG